This is a messenger RNA of Rubroshorea leprosula, 2016 nucleotides long. Lineage: Eukaryota; Viridiplantae; Streptophyta; Magnoliopsida; Malvales; Dipterocarpaceae. The record is from the annotation of a GenBank genome assembly.
CACUUUCCGGCCCCCAAACACCGACCCUUUAAUAAAAUUUUCCCGGAAAGAUUUUCCCGUUCCAUUCUUCUAAAAUUUGUUCAUUUCUAUAAUCUGAAUACACCCUCUUUCUUUUUCCCCUCUGAUUUUACAUUACAUCUACAGAAUGGAAACAGUCAGACCCAAAUCAGCUCACCGGAGCACCAGCAACGGCAAGAGCAGACUCUCCAGAACUUUCCACAAAGUCAUCAACUUGAGAACUGCAACUAAAAUUUCUUCCACCAAUGGAAUGGGAAUUUGUGUGCUUACUUCGCAGAACAAGUCCCAGCAGGAAGAAGAUGAAGCAACCGGAGACCAGAAACAUGGCGUCUCCAGGUUCAAGCAAAAGGCCGUCAUGGAAGCACUGUUGGCUAAGCUAUUCGCCGGGGUCACGACGAUUAAAGCCGCUUACGCCGAGCUUCAAAUGGCCCAACAUCCCUACAACAGCGACGCCAUUCAUGCAGCAGACCAAGCGGUGGUUGAGGAACUGAGAACCCUGUCGGAGCUGAAAAGGAAAUUCCUGAAGAAAGAACUAAAUCUUUCGCCGCAGGUUACGCUGAUGCUGGCUGAGAUUCAGGAGCAACAGAGCUUGAUCCGGACCUUCGAGAUCACGGUCAAGAAACUGGAGUCGGAAACAGAAGUGAAAAAUUCCAGCAUUGAUUCGCUGAAGAAGCAGCUUGAGGAAUCUAGAGCGGUUAAUAAAUCCCUGGAGAAGAGAUUAAAUGCGUCCGGGCCGUUGUCGAUGUUUGACAAUGUACAGCUUCGGAUGCUGAAUCCAACCCAUUUUGUUCAAUUUUUGCAUUGUGUCCUAAGAUCUGUUCGUAGUUUCGUGAAGAUGAUGAUUCGGGAGAUGGAAGUGGCGCAGUGGGAUCUCGAUGCGGCAGCGAAAAUCAUCGAACCUGAGACGAGAUUCCCUGUCCAGAGUCAUCGGUGUUUCGUAUUUGAAUCUUUCGUGUACAAAACUAUGCUGGAAGGAUUCAACUCCCCUGAUUUUUCCCUCACCGGAGAUUCUAAAUCCCACAAGUACCGGGGCGUGCAAUAUUUCGACGAAUUCAGGAAUCUGAAAUCGGCAAACCCGAAACACUUAGUAGCUCAAAACCCACAAUCUUCCUUCUCUAAAUUUAUCCGGAGCAAGUUCCUUAGCCUCGUUCACGCCAAGAUGGAGUGCUCGCUUUUCGGAAACUUAAACCAGAGGAAGCUACUGAUCUCCGGUGGGUUCCCGGAGACUGCUUUCUUCAUGGGGUUCGCAGAAAUGGCGAAGCGGGUCUGGCUCUUGCACCGAAUGGCAUUCUCAUUGCACGAAGAAGUUUCGAUUUUUCAGGUGAAGAAAGGCUGUAGAUUCUCCGAGGUCUAUAUGGAGAAUGUGGCCGACGAUUCACUAUUUUCCACUGAAAUCGGUGAUGCAAACGUCGACAUUCGAGUGAGUUUUACCGUGGUGCCGGGGUUCAAGAUCGGUCAAACUGUUAUACAGAGUCUAGUGUAUUCCUCGCCGGCGAUCCAUCCUCCGAAUCCAGAUGUUAGAUGAAGUUCACUUGCGUAGUAGGAUACGCGCCGCCGCUUAAGGGCGGAACCUGAUGCUCUUCUCUUCCGGGGUCAGGCUUUUUUACUUGAAGAAAGGCCGGAUUGUGAUUGGGAAUGCAGGUAGCUUAGCUCCCAUAAGGCGGCGCGUGGGUUCGUGCAUGUGGUCAACAGAGUAAGCAACCACAUUUAGACCAAACAGUCGGAGCAACCAAGGUAAUGGGGAGCAGGAUUAAGAUAUACUUCAACAUGUGGAAGUAUAACUAGAGUAUGCAAUUAUACUGUGUUUAAGUUUUACAUGAAUUAUUAUCUAGGGAUUUCUAAAUCCAACUAUUGAAAUGUUGGUUUCAAUUUUAACAAUGUAUAAGUUGAAUGGUUGGAUUUAGAAAUCAACAACGAAAUAAUUUAUGUAAAACUUGUAUGUGUAUGCAAAUCGUGAUCAUGUAUUAUGUAAGUACCCAAGAAAAUUUAAUUUAAUGC